This is a messenger RNA of Komagataella phaffii GS115, 2451 nucleotides long. RefSeq names its product Putative FAD transporter. The record is from RefSeq and is a predicted model, not a curated record. Gene Ontology annotation, biological process: transmembrane transport; fungal-type cell wall biogenesis. Lineage: Eukaryota; Fungi; Ascomycota; Pichiomycetes; Pichiales; Pichiaceae. The transcript has a single exon. Bases 1 to 2451 code for a protein of 816 amino acids.
AUGAGGCCAGGUUGGAUAUUCGUGGCGUUAGGAGCUUUGUUCUGCGCGGCAGAUGCUAGGAGAGCGCUCUCUGCUACUUCGUUGGUGACCUGCCAGGACAACUCUUUGAUUGAUCCUUCUUAUUUUAACGUGACUUUCUCUCCAGAUACCGGUGCUUUGACCUACGAUAUUUCCAUGACUUCAGAGAUCAGCGAUAAUGUUAUUGCAAACGUUAGGGUUUACGCUUAUGGAUUUGCUGUCAUUGAAAGAGAGAUCGACAUGUGUACCAUUGGCUGGAAACAAUUCUGCCCUUUGUAUCCAGGAACUUUGGAAAUUGACUCUGUUGAAUAUAUCGAUAGAGACUUUGCUGACAUGGUUCCAAGUAUAGCCUAUGUCGUCCCUGAUAUUGACGCAGUGGUUCGUGUCGUCUUACAUAAUGCAAAUGGCACCCAGUUGGGUUGUUUGCAGGCCUCCUUCUCCAACGGUAGAACGGUGUCUCAUAUAGCCGCCCAAUGGGCUACUGCUGUUAUUGCUGGUAUUGGUUUGCUCGCAGGUGCUUUACUUUCUGCCUUUGGAAAUUCUAUUUCUGCGUCCCACAUUUCUGCAAACUCCAUAUCACUCUUCCUUUAUUUCCAAUCUGUAGUAGUUGUUUGCAUGCAGGCCGUGGAAGAGGUUCCCCCCAUCGCUGGUGCUUGGUCAGAAAACCUGGCUUGGUCUAUGGGACUUAUCAGAGUUGAAUUCAUGCAGAAGAUUUUCCGUUGGUUUGUCCAAGCAACUGGUGGUACUCCUACCUUAUAUUUGACAUCCACCACUAUUUCUAUUUUGGUUCAACGGUCAAUCGAUUUCAUUGCGGACUACGUUCCUUUUGCUAACAGUUUUGUUACAACUCCAGCUGACACUUUGGAAGAACUAGUUGCUGGCAGAUAUCAAACUAGAGACUUUGACCUGUAUGCGUUGAGAUCAACUGCUCACUUAAGAAUCUUGAGAGGUAUUGAGCGUGUGGGUCUCAAAGCUGGAAUUGAACCAACUAGUAUUGUUUGCACUGGAUUCACGUUUUUCUUCCUGUGUGGUUAUGUUCUAGCUAUAAUCAUUGUUCUUUUCAGAAGUUCGGUGGCCUUGGGAAAGAGAAUGGGCUGGAUUAAGAACUCGAAAUUAUUAGCUUUCAAGUUUUCUUGGAGACAAAUUUUGAAAGGUGCUCUGCUAAGAUACAUUUAUAUUGGAUUUACCCAGUUGACCAUUCUAUCUUUCUGGGAGUUUACCAGAAAUGAUUCUCCGGCAGUAGUAGUGCUGGCAGUGCUGUUUUUAUUGCUUGCUCUUAUCAUCAUGGGUUGGGCCAGUUAUAGAACAAUGUAUUUUGGUUCCAAAUCCAUCAGAGAGCACAAUAACCCCGCAGCGUUAUUAUAUGGUAAUCCACAGGUUCUAAGAAAGUAUGGUUUCUUCUACAGCUUAUUCAAAGCUCAAAAAUACUGGUUUGGUAUUGUUGUUCUUAUCCAUACUUUCAUUCGAUGUAUUUUUAUUGGUCUGGGUCAAGGUUCUGGUGUGGCCCAGGCGCUGGCAUUUUUCAUCAUUGAUUUGUUCUACACAGCUUUCGUGAUUCACCAGAUGCCAUACCUUGAUAAACUUACCAACAUUGCUAACAUCAUGAUUUGCGUGGUAAUGACCAUUAAUUCUUUCUUAUUCUUAUUUUUUUCUCAACUUUUUAACCAGAAUGUGUCAGUGGCCCCAAUCAUGGGUUGGGUGUUCUUUAUUCUAAAUGCUGCUUUCACCGUGAUUUUGUUGAUUUUGAUCAUUGUUUACACUUGUAUGGCUAUCUUCACAAACAACCCAGAUGCCCGCUUUGCUCCCGCUAAGGACGACAGAACGUCAUUCCAAAGGCACGGCGCUGAUGAUAAGAAUGACGACUACCCUCCAGAUGGAACUGCCGAGCUAGCGGCUUUGGGACAGGUUGCUCAAAACCACCAAGAAAACUGGGCUAGUGAAAUGUACAAAUUGAAGGACAUGGUUGAUUCAUCUCCAUCUCAAUCGGAACUUACCGAGAAGGACGAAUUACUGGCUGAGCCUGAAGAAAAGCCUUCUCUUGGUGCUAUGUUUACUAGAAAGCUUACUCGAGGCAAGUCAUUCAAGAAUGCUUUCAAGAGAGGAGGUAACACAGGCGAUGUGACUAAAGGUGAUGAUAGCACAACAGAAGUUAAGCGUGUUUCGGACACUUUAUUAAACUUUGGAGAUGACGGUCAUAAACGGACUGAUUCCACCACACCAAUAGUCAACAGCCAAGCAGCGCGUGUGGGCAAUGAUUCAUCUUUUCCUGACUUGAUUCCCCAACCUGUUAUGACGAGUGAUUUCACUAGUGAUAACGUCGGAGAUCCAAGGGGAUUUGUAUUUCAAAACUCGCCCAGCUUGUCGGGCAACUCAAUAAGAAAUCCUAGUGGAGGAGAUAAAGAGGAUAAAGACAGUUUAUAUAAGUACAUUUGA